ACCCAGGAAGAGCCGGCGGGAGUCGUAGUCGUUGGCGUGCAGGUUGUCCCAGAUGAGCGGCGGGCGCUGAAGGACGGACUCCACCUCGGCCAGGCGGUCCACACAAAGCUCCCGAGAGAUGACCUUGCUACCUGUAGGCCGCAGAGGGAAGGGCAAGUGCAGGCGGCUCUGAAGUUUUGAAAAAAGAUCAUGAUAAUAACAAUAAUCCCGUAUUGCGGUACAAUCAGUUGAAUUGUAUCAAACUAGGGAAUGUGUGACUCAGUUAAAGAGAAAACAGACUUCAAAGAAAGCAUUCAGGACUGAAACAUAGCGAGACAAUUAGUCGUACUUACUAUUAUACUAUACUAUACUAUACUAUUAAGAAGUAAACCUCAAGAGAUUAGCCAAAUAUGCUUACAGUUAUGACACGAUUCAAAAUCAGCCUAUCCAGGAAUGGCCAAUUAGCGAAGAUGUGAUUGUGCGAAAUGAUAGUGUGGAUAUAAGUCAUUGUUUGUCCAUUGUCCGUCAGACUCUCCCUGGAGAAGCUCAUCAAUUUGUUGCUCUGUGGUUAAGAAUAAGUUCUUCGUGAGCAGAACUGCUCAGACUCCAGCCUUUUUUUUCCCCAGACUUUGACAACUUUUCAGCUCCAAGGUACACACAUUUUUGACACCAAAAACUGGAGUUCAAGAGUCUUGAAUUGGGUGUGAGACACAGAGGACUGGACAGGACCCUGAGAUCAUCUGGCCUUGCCUGAGGUCCCUGUCCUCGCCAACAGUCUGCAGAACAGGAAGACGGGCGGCUCCCCCAAGAAGCGGUAAAUCUCAUUGGUUACGGUGACCUGAGCAUGUGCGAAUGAAGAGAAGGCCUCACUGUCAGCCUGACACAAGGAGUGAUCGAUGUCGUCGAACAGGAUGGCGAAGGCCUGGCAACCGAGCUUGCGUUUCAGGAGAGUCAGGUCACAGGAGGACGAGAAGACGAUGUCCUGACCGGGAGAGAGGGCGUAAACGAACCUUAGGCCUCUCGAUUGGGCCUCCGUGAUAAGAGUGCGCAGUUGACCUGAGAGGACGGCAUUUGAAGACGGGAGAAGAAGAAGCUGGACUCGACAGAGGGACGAAUGGGACGUUCUUACCUUCCUCUUCAGGAGGCGCGGCUUGCCUGCCAAGUGCAGAACUUGCAACUGCUCCGAACUGCUUACAUUGGCAUUCAUCGUUUCAACGGAGACAUUUUCCUUGUAGAACAUCAAGGUCAUGGCCUCCCCCAGCACUCUCUUGUCAGAGGCGCUGUUCCAGUGUGCCAUCUGUCAGGAUGUGUUCUCCGAGCCCGUGUCCAUUCCCUGCGGUCACAGCUUCUGCCUUAGCUGCAUCACAUCCUGCUGGGACCAGAGUGUCGCCUCCAGCUGCCCCAAAUGCGACACGCUCUUCGUCGCUCGGCCGGAGCUCUGCGAGAACUCUUUCGCCAAGGAAAUGUCCAAGCAGAUAAGAGCCAGAAGGAAGCAGAUGGACUCGGAGGUUCAGGAGAUGAUCCAGGACCGACUCCAGAAGGUGGCGGAGAUCAAACACUGCAUGGAGCUCAGCAAAGAAAAUACCAAGUUGGAAAAAGAGCGCAGCGCAGAGAUGUUCUCUGCUCUGUUCCAGACGCUGGAGAGAAGCCGGGUCCAGCUGCUGGAGACCAUUCGGAGGCGGCAGGCCAGGAUGGAGCACCGAGCCCAGAGGCUGACGGCAGAGCUGGAGCUGGAGAUCAAGGAGCUGGAGAGAAGUAGGGAGAUGCAGCACCUUGUGCACACCGACGGCUGCCUCGAUCUUCUGCAGAGGUCUUCAGCGUCAGAGUCCUGUUGCAGCAGCCUCGUCGACUUACACCCGUGUUUGGGGAUUGUUAGGAGAGCGUUGGCCAACAUUGAUCAACAACUAUGCUCUUUUUUAGAAAUACUUGCAAUUCAAGAGCAUGACAUGAUGCGGCAGUAUGCAGCUGAAGUUUAUCUGGACCCCAGGACAGCCAACCCGUGGCUCGUACUGUCUGAGGAUGCGAGACGGGUUCAGGAUGGAGAUGUUGAGCAGAACCUGCCAGACCUGCCAGAGCGCUUUGACACCGUACCGUGUGUGCUGGCCACCAAGGGUUUCACCGCAGGGAGGCACUACUGGGAGGUGGAGGUGGGGGACAAGACGUCAUGGGACCUGGGUGUGGCUCAGGCGUCCGUCAACCGGAAGGGUUUGGUGACACUGAGCCCACAAGACGGAUACUGGGCUGUUUGUCUGAGGAGGGAAAUUGAGUACUGGGCCUGUGCGGCACAGGCGCGGCUUCUGUGUCUACCCAAGAGCCCGAAGGUCAUCGGACUAUUUUUGGACGUGGCGGAUGGGACGGUGUCCUUCUAUGACGCCGAGGCCAAGGCACACAUCUAUUCCUUUACACACGUUCACGUCACAGAGGCCAUAUUUCCCCUUUUCAACCCAGAUGUGAGCGACAACGGAAGGAACAGCUCACCGCUCAUCAUCCGACCAGCGGAUGGAAGCGUGAGUUUAGACAAUGUCACAAUAUGAUUGAACUAAAACAGACACACAGCAAAACAUUUUUGACUAAUCAUUUUUGAUUAAAAACCCAGAGCGAGUGUUGUUAACAACCCUGCCAAACUUGAAUGAUCUGAUCUAUUGAAUGAUUUGAAUCGUCUUAUGUACUGAACAUAUUUUGAUAUUAAAAUUGGAGUGCCUCUUA
Molecule: messenger RNA, 2685 nt
Organism: Phyllopteryx taeniolatus (common seadragon)
Lineage: Eukaryota; Metazoa; Chordata; Actinopteri; Syngnathiformes; Syngnathidae
Gene: btr33
Product: bloodthirsty-related gene family, member 33
Exons: 11
Coding region: 1227-2513 (428 amino acids)
Molecular function (GO): protein binding
Source: RefSeq, a predicted model, not a curated record